Messenger RNA from Carassius auratus (goldfish), 1698 nucleotides. Its product is annotated as histone-lysine N-methyltransferase, H3 lysine-36 specific-like. NCBI's taxonomy places the organism in Eukaryota, Metazoa, Chordata, Actinopteri, Cypriniformes, Cyprinidae. Gene Ontology annotation, cellular component: polytene chromosome; nucleus. Gene Ontology annotation, molecular function: DNA binding; protein binding; histone H4K20 methyltransferase activity. The transcript is spliced from 13 exons. Bases 170 to 1105 code for a protein of 311 amino acids. Gene Ontology annotation, biological process: DNA integration; DNA recombination; regulation of transcription by RNA polymerase II. The record is from RefSeq and is a predicted model, not a curated record.
UAUUAUUAUUAUAAUUAUAAAUCCCGUGUACACGUGCUUUAAUCAGCGAGGCAAGUGUGACUGUUUGUAACUUCCUGUUUGGACCGGACACAAUCUGUGCACCUGAAGCGAAGACAUCUGUGGUGUGAAGCUGUUGGAAACAACUAUUAUAUGAAAGCAGACACAGAGGAUGGCUGAAGGUGUGAGGCGAAGGAGAAAGCUGAAGCCCGUGGAGGAGGCCAUACAGUUUUCACUUGAACAGAAAGACAAGAAUGGACUCGAGGGCAGGUUCAUCAGUCAUCUUAAAGGGAGGGGUGUGUUCAGCUGUACUGACUUUGAGAAAGGAGAUUUCCUGCUGGAAUACAGAGGAGACCUCAUCAGCAAAGAAGAAUGUGAGCGGAGGCAAAGAAUAUAUCACCAUGCACUUAAAGUUUUCAUGUUUGAGUUUCACUACAAUGGAAAACUCCUCUGUGUCGAUGCAGCCCGAGAUGACGGUUCUCUUGGGCGGCUUGUAAACGAUGACCAUAUUAACCCAAACAGCAGGAUGAAGACGAUUCGUGUGGAUGGAAAACCUCACUUAUGUUUAUUUGCCACAAGGAGCAUCUGUCCUGGUGAAGAGAUCACAUAUGAUUAUGGUGAUUCUGAGUGGCCAUGGAGAUGCACGACUCUUAGUGUGGUUGAACCGUCCACUCUUGAAGUCAACACACUGUCCGAGUCAGAAGACACAGACGUAGAGAAGCUGAAAGUUGUCAGUGAUCAGUCAGAGUUGGACUCCAGUAUCUGUGCAGCCUCUGAAGGACUGGAAAAGGUGACUCUGAAGAAGGACCAGUUACUAUUGGAUGAUCAGGACUGUGUUGAGAAGAUGUCACCUGUCAAAGAGCAUGUGUUGAAUGAGGAGCAGAGCUUUUGUGCCCCAGUUGAAGGAGUUAAGGAGGUCUGCAGACAUGUUGUGGUCACUUCAGCAAUAUCAAGCAUGGAUAAAUGUGCUGAAUGUGUGGGACCUGUUGCAGCUCUCAAGUGGAUUGGCCUGAGAUGUAAAUUGUGCUCCAGUUUUUGGCAUAAGUCCUGCUAUCUGAAGCUUCAUGAAUGGGAUGGAAGACGGUCAUCGUGUAUGAGAUCAACAUGACCGAUUCUGAUGACAGUGAUCCUGAAGAAAGUUAAUCUGAUGAUGAGGCUCUUGCUGGAGCUGCGGGAAACUCCAGUAAUGCUGGUGUUCAGAAGAUGCCCAUUGAGAGCACCACUGAACUUCCUGAAGAGAGUGAGAGUGAGGCAGAAACUGAAAACCCACGGAGAGGGCAGAAGGUGUCCUGGUCAAACGCUGAAGUUACAGCUGUAAUGAAACAUUUUAAGGGCCACAUAGCUAAAGGAAAACUGGCCACACUGACUGAAUGCCAGCAGUGUAAAUCUGCUGAGGAUCCUGUUUUGGUGAGACGCAGUGCACAGAACAUAAGGGAUUUUGUAAGAAAUCGAGGAAUUAGCUUAAAAAGGAAAACCCAAAGCAAGUGAUGUUACAGUACAUUUUGUGUGUUCUUGAUGCCAUUCAGUUAACAUUAGCACUUUGGCUGUUGUUUUUAUUUCCCAUAGUGCAAUACUGUUAUGGCAGCAGUUCAUACGAAUAUCUCCUUGUAGAAAUCGAGGUUGACUGUUAGUUUGUCAAAAAUUACAAAAUUGUGUCAAUUUCUCAUUGAUUUUUGGAUGACCUGUCCCUUAAAGAGAAUU